AUGAUGGUGGACGCCAAUGACACGGCACUUCUUCAAGCCGUUCGCCAGAAUCAGAAGUUUGUCAGCAACCUUUGGGAGGACAAGCACAACAUUCGCUAUUGCUUCGGCUCCUCGCUGACGAACGUGGCGCAGCAGGCUAUGGUGGAGGCCAUCCAGCACUUCAAGAAUAACAUCCCGUGUAUUGGCUUCAAGCAGGUGGCCGUGGGCAACGACACCACGAAGAAGUGUGCGGAGGAGCCCGCGAUCUACAUUGGGAGCUUCAGCAGUGGCUGCUUUGCCCACGUGGGUCAGCCCUACAAGAUCUCAAGCAAUCCGGAUGCUUACACCGACUCCCAGCUAAACCUCGGGAAUGGCUGCGAGACGAUGGGAGUCGCUGCGCACGAGCUGGGCCACAACCUUGGGAUGCUCCACGAGCAAAGCCGUACCGACCACGGCCAGUACGUGAAGAUCCUUUGGGACAACAUCCGCGAGGAUAAACGCCACAACUACGACACCAGCGAGGACGGGGACCGGACGAUGCCGUACGACAUGCUUUCGCUCAUGCACUACAGCGACACGGCCUUCGGGAUUGUCGAUGCCGACGGGACCAAGCUGAAGACCAUGGAGGCCGUGAACUCCCCGAAUGGUUCGACGGUGGUGAUGGGCAACAGGAUGGGCCUUACGCAUCAGGAUGCCAGACAGGUAGGCUCGAUGUACGGGUGUUUGGAGGAGAUUGACCAUUUCAAGCUCUGCACUCCUGACCCAGAAGGCUGCACCAUGGAGGACUGUGGCUGCCACCAGGAGGCCAGUGCCCUGGAUGAAAUCAUCAAGACCACCGACGCCCAAGGCUGCAACCGCUGCCUGAAGAUGUGCCCUAUGCACCCCUAUGGGACUUCCGGUGCCUGUGGCUGCCCAGAAGGUCUGGAACAAG
Symbiodinium sp. CCMP2456 is the source of this 910-nucleotide messenger RNA. The record is from the annotation of a GenBank genome assembly. NCBI's taxonomy places the organism in Eukaryota, Dinophyceae, Suessiales, Symbiodiniaceae.